AACGAGCUGAAAGAGACAGGCCACACCCCCGAGCUCACCGCCGAGCAUGAUGGGAAGAAGGUUCCUGUGAAGAGGCAGACUGCGGCCAAUAGGAAGCCUCCGUUGCAGAAGAGCCACAGCCAGGACACGGACAGACACACUGAGAGCAGACAAGAACAGCACAGCCAGACGUUCACCUCCUCCUACGGCCCCCCCCACUCCCUCAGCCACUCCUGCUCCCCAGUGGAGGCCAACCGAAGGAUCCACGCCAUACACAGUCCAUUACAGCUACAGGCCACGCCCCCUCCCUCUGUGAUUGGCCCAUCGUUUUCUGACAUCCAGAGGGCGUUCCAGAGAAAGGAUGCAUCAGCAGGGGUCCUGUUCGAGGCAGAGCUCCAGCAGCAUGAAGUGAUAACAGAGGAUUCUUUCUCCAGUGACGAAUACGAUUGUGCGUCACCUGACGACAUUUCCCUGCCGCCGCUGGCUGAGACACCAGAGUCCUACUUGGUCCAUUCAGACGUUGAGGAGAGCUCAUGUUUCCAUAGCAACCAGUACCCCCACCAGUCCGAGCAUGGUGGUUCUGGUGCAGUCCGGCAACAUAGAGAGUCCAGUCUGACCGAAGGUUCUCCAACUCCUCCAACCAAUUACAGCAGCACCAGGUUCAGGUCAGAGUCCAGUUCAUUUGUCCAGAGUCCGCUGACAGUUCGUCCUCCAGGCCUGCUCACCAGCACUCUGUCCAGCAUCCUUAUAAUUGGAAAGACCAGCACAGCCAACAUCUCCCAAAGAACUGACCUCUCCCGGGGCGGCACUGAACCGGACGUCCCAUCUGAAUCUAACCAAGUCCACAAAACCAACACUCCAGAUAAUAGGCCCCUGUCACCAACUGAUCCCUUAUUAAAGCAACACAAAAGUCAAAACAACCAUCAUCAGGGAAGUCCAGGUACCCUGGGUAAGAACACCAAAAAUGUUGCAUCCAAAGGUGAGACCAUGCCACAGAUGGAUCCCAUUCCCAUGGUUGCAGAGCUGAAUCCCAGAACCACCCACUCCCAGUCCAAUGACUCAGACCAUGAUCUCCACAAUGACAAUAUACCUCUGCAAGACCCUAGAUUCCUCAAAUGCAGCCCUAUUUUUCCUCUAAACAGAACUUCCAUUUGUCAAAACAACAGUUCCCCACAGUCCUCCUCUGACUCUGAGAAAAACCUGCAUUGGGAAACAUCCCUAGUCUCCCAACCUCCCAGGGGCGGUCUCACCAGACUCAGUUCACCCCAGAGUGAGACCUCGUCAAAGAUCGAUCUGGUCCAACAGGCUGGAGGGUUUGCUCAGAGCCCCAGCCUCAAAGACAGGAUUGAAGAAACUGGGCUCCUCAAAUCUUGUGCAACUUACCUCCAAACAGCCACAACCCUCCCUCAAGAUGGAAAUCUUUCACAGUCUAACCAAGGUUCCAGGAGAGGCCUUGAUCCGGAUGUACCUUCUUUUCAAACCAGCAAAGAAACAUCCUCAAUCUUCAUGAACCAAAGCAGCAGCCUAACCUCUGCUGUCAAACCAUCUUUGACACAAUCAAGCAGCAGCCUCAGUUCACCACAAGAAAGUCUGUUUUCCCAGAGUGAGAUGUCACAACUCGAUCAGUUGGCACAGGCCAAAGGGUGUCCUCAGAGCCCUGGCCUCAAAAACAAGACCGGUGUCACUGGGGGCCUCAAAUCCCGUUCAACUUGCCUCCAAACAGACACAACCCUCCCUCAAUAUGAAUAUCUUUCACAGUCUAACCAAGGUCUCAGGAGAGGCCUUGAUCAGGAUGUACUUUCUUUUCAAACCAGCAAAGUUACAUCCGCAUCCUCCAUCCCCCAAAGCAGCAGCCUAACCACAGACACUACUGUCAAACAGACCUGCCAGUCCUCCCCUCCAGAUACUCAACAGACCUUGCCACAGGCUAGCAAUUCACCCCAAGGAAGUGGGUCAUUCCAGAGUGAGUCCUUUCUGAAGAUCAAUCUUGUCACCCAGGAAAGAGGAUUUGCUCAGAGUCCCAGCCUCAGAGACAGGAUUGAAGACACUGGGCUCCUCAAAUCUUGUGCAACUUGCCUCCAAAGCACUACAUCCCUCCCUCAAGAAGGCAAUAUUUCCCAGAACUAUCCAGCUUCUAUGAGAGGCCUUGGUCAAGAUGUCCCUUUCUCCAAAACUAGCAAAGAAACAUCCUCAGUCUCCAUCAACCAAAGCAGAAACCUAACCACUACUGUCAAGCCAACCGAGUCCUGCCAGUCCUCUUCUCCAGAUGCUCAUCACACCUUGCCACAGGCUAGCAAUUCACCCCAAGAAAGUUGGUUGUUCCAGAGCGAGUCCUUGCCGAAGAUCAAUCUUGUCGCCCAGGACAGAGGAUUUGCUCAGAGUCCCAGCCUCAGAGACAGUUACAGAGACACUUGUCCUCUUCCACCAAAGGACAUGAGCAACAUCAGUAUAUCUAGCGGUACCAUUACCAGCAGUAAUAGAGUCAGCAGCAAGCAGAAUCACCAGACAGUCUACUCCCUCCAGAAGUCCUUGAUCUCCACCUGUACCCAGCAGUGUGUGCAUGAUGGCAUGGUCCCUGAUAGUCCUGCCAAGCCCACUUCUCCUCCUCCUCCUCCUCAUCCCAAACCACAGACCCAAGCUUCGGCUCAGCAGGCUAAUCCGCAUGUCACCCCCUUUUCCUCCACACAUCAUUUACUAACUCCAUACCAAGACCCGAACAUUUGUCAGCCCAUGGCUGUCUGUGAGGAAAUCAGGCUUACUCCUCAGAUCCAAGGGCCUCCCCUUCCUGCUCCUCCUCCUGCUCCUCUUCCCCAGGUCCAGGCAGAGUCUCUUCCCCAGGGAAAAGCCUCUAAAUCUGGCCCUCCCUGCUUCACCAGGCCCCUGUCUAGAGCGUCCGUCAUAGAGGGUUCUCCAGUGACGCUAGAGGUGGAGGUGACGGGACAGCCAGAGCCCACGCUCACCUGGUGCAAAGAUGGAGGGGUGUCAGCCCCCGGUCCAGGCCGAGCGCGGCCUCCCUGCGAGGACGGGUUGGUCCCAGAGGCGUCGGGCUCAGAUGGUGGUCGGUACGAAUCCCGAGUUGCCGCCCAGCGUGGCAGCAGUGCUGAUGAUUGGCUGCUGGGAGAAGUGUUUGACAUCAUUGGUGUGGACUGGCUGACCUGGUUUGGUACACUGUGUGUUCUGCUGUGGCUCAUCUACCUGAUUCUACUCUGGUAAUUCAAGACGUAAAGUGAAACAAGCUGUAAUGUUACCCUACAGGACAGAUGUUCAUCAUCAGGUAGAAACAAGCUGUAAUGUUACCCUACAGGACAGAUGUUCAUCAUCAGGUAGAAACAAGCUGUAAUGUUACCCUACAGGACAGAUGUUCAUCAUCAGGUAGAAACAAGCUGCAAUGUUACCCUACAGGACAGAUGUUCAUCAUCAGGGAGAAACAAGCUGUAAUGUUACCCUACAGGA
This is a messenger RNA of Etheostoma spectabile (orangethroat darter), 3432 nucleotides long. RefSeq names its product coiled-coil domain containing 141 (gene ccdc141). The record is from RefSeq and is a predicted model, not a curated record. Lineage: Eukaryota; Metazoa; Chordata; Actinopteri; Perciformes; Percidae.